Molecule: messenger RNA, 1152 nt
Organism: Trichosurus vulpecula (common brushtail)
Lineage: Eukaryota; Metazoa; Chordata; Mammalia; Diprotodontia; Phalangeridae
Gene: TMEM14A
Product: transmembrane protein 14A
Exons: 6
Coding region: 255-560 (101 amino acids)
Biological process (GO): regulation of heme biosynthetic process
Cellular component (GO): mitochondrial membrane
Source: RefSeq, a predicted model, not a curated record
GGGAGGAGGAGGAGGAAGGGAGAAGGAGAGUUCGGAAGGUGCUGGAGGCGGGAUCGACUGCAGGGCGCGAGUCUAAAAGUUUAAACCCGAUUUGUCCAAGUCAGGGGAAGCUUACUUUCCAGCUCGGUACCACAACCUAUUUAACUUGGUCCUGAGACUUCUGGCACCCUCAACUGCGUGGAACAGCCAGGAAAACCCAGAAGGCCUAGAAGGAGAAGCAGAGCAUCAGAGGACAGACUGUGAGACGUGUAACCAUGAGUAUCGACUGGAUUGGUUUUGGAUAUGCUGGCAUAUUAGCAUUUGGAGGCAUUCUGGGAUAUCGUCGCAAAGGAAGCGUUAUAUCUUUGGUUGCUGGUCUUUUCUUUGGCUUGUUGGCGGCUUAUGGAGCUUACUGUAUCUCCUGCAAUCCCCAAGAUGUCAAAUUGUCACUACUCACUGCCUUCUUUCUGGUCAAUUUAAUGGGCAUAAGGUUCAAGAGAUCCAAGAAACUAAUGCCAGCAGGAAUUGUAGCUGGCCUAAGCCUCUUGAUGGUUUUGAGACUCGUCUUGAUGCGCGCAUGAGACUCCCCAGCGACCAGGGACGUAAUUCUGAUCCUUCCAACACAGCAGACUAAAUACAUCCUUUGUACUUGAAAGAUAAAUUUCAACAAAAAAUGUCAAGCAUCUGUAAGGAAGAAGUAACAGCUAGCAAUCUGACCCUCCUCGUAUUAGCAUUAAUUGACAUGAUUAUUUUUUUUAAACCAAAAAUUUUUUUCGCCUGCUUUCUAGUUGACAGUGAUUGUUUCCUAAAGCGUACGUAACGCGUCAUGUCUCAUUGACCCUCAUUUCCCCUUCUUUUAUUUUUCACUGUAGAAGGUGCAAAGUCAUUGUCCACCGGUAUAAAUUUUAAGUCUUUUCUAUUUGUUUCCUCCAAACUCCAAACACUGAUGUCACCAAACAAAAGUUUACAUGACAAUAACACUUGUCAGUCAAUAGGAUGCCUUACGUGUGAUUUCACUAAAAUACUAACUGAUUGUCCUAGUCUCUGUUUGUCUUACAAGCUGCACAGGAAAUACUUUUGUUCUGACAUUUAAAUUUUAUUCCACCCUCUGCAGACACUGGAUGUAGGAGCAGAGUGUAACUAGCAUUCAAAUAAAAGUUCUUCUAUUUUAAA